GUCUUCUUGCGCAGACAUGGCAUGCGACUGGACGCCGCAGAUCAGUCGUGGCAUCUAUCGACUCCGACCCCCUACGAUCCUCCGCUGACCUAUGGAGGUUGGAACCAGUGUAAAGCGCUCGGCGUGCGCAUAGCCAGCUUGCUCGAUGCCCGCGAGAAGGAAAUCAACAAUGCGCCUGUGGAGAAUGGAAGCAGUGGAGCGCAUGCGCAGCGACGCAGGAAGAGGACGCACAAGGUCGUCAUUCACACUUCGCCGUUUUUGCGAUGUCUACAGACCAGCGUGGCCAUAGCGGCCGGCAUGGCACAAUACGAGGCCCCAAAAGAAGGAUUUGGUAGCAGCACAUCGAGAACGUCUCGGACGCCUUCGCACUUGCAUUCCAAGUCGCCCAGCCUCCACGCACUCAGCGGUUCAGGCUCUCCUCUACUCACACCCAUAUCAGAGCCAAAGCACGAUCUUGCGCACCAGCUGGCAAAACGAUCGCUGCACGAGCAUAAGCGUCAUCGGAAAGCGAAGAUCCGAGUUGACGCGUUCUUGGGAGAAUGGCUCAAUCCGCAGUACUUCGAUCAAAUUACGCCGCCUCCGCCGAGCGCCAUGAUGGUGGCAGCAGCAAAAGCAGAGCUGAUGCAGAAUGACAACAUUGACUUGUUCACGCCAUCAGCUACCCUCUCCAACAAGUCUUCUAACAACAGCCUGUGGACUCGACCAAACACGAGUCGAGAGAGCACUUUGGACGACUGGAGCAACAUCACUGAUUCACUUCGCGCCAGCGUUGGCCGCAAGUCGAGAUCGAACAGCAUUGACAGCGUUGGGAGUAACGAUAGCAAUCACAGUCCCAGGAGCUCGGGCCGUAAGUCGCCCUUCCGACCAGGACAUGUCCUACAGCCGUUGACCUCGACCAUACCGAAGCCUGAAUUUUCCGUCUACCACCCUCCUAUGCCUUCGUACGCUCUUUCCAAUUCCGAGCAGAUCCCUCGAGGAUAUGUUGCACAUGCACGCAAUGCUACCACCAACGUCGACUAUCAUUGGGAUAGCAGCCGUGCUCCUCUACACUGGGGCGGAGGGGGCGAGUUCGGUGAAGAGUGGUCAUCUAUGCACAAGCGCUUCAGAAGAGGCUUCAACAAGGCUAUCGAGUGGUACAGCCAGCACGGUGCUGAUGAUCGUGGGGAAGAUGCGCUAGGCUUCGACCAGGCCGAGAGACCACAUAUCUAUCACGGGCAUGAAGAUGAAGACGAGGACCUGGUCCUAAUCAUGGUCACCCACGGAGCGGGCUGCAACGCGCUCAUUGGUGCCUUGACAAAUCAGCCUGUGCUUCUAGACGUCGGCAUGGCCAGUCUGACGAUGGCAGUGCGAAAGGACAACGCGCCCCCUUUGCAACUGCCACUGGGCUCACCUGCUCUCACGCCAGAUCCGACCGCUGAUCCGGCUGCCAUGCCUGUUGGCCAUCCACGACGAAGCAGUCUAGACAUUGGGCUCAGUGCAAUAUACGAGAUGAAGCUUGUAGCAUCAUCAGAACACUUGCGAGCUGGCGCAGAUCCUGCUAAACAGCCUGCGUCUUCAGUGCCACAGAAC
Pseudocercospora fijiensis CIRAD86 is the source of this 1569-nucleotide messenger RNA. RefSeq lists its product as uncharacterized. Lineage: Eukaryota; Fungi; Ascomycota; Dothideomycetes; Mycosphaerellales; Mycosphaerellaceae. The record is from RefSeq and is a predicted model, not a curated record. The annotation marks the transcript as partial. The transcript has a single exon.